Molecule: messenger RNA, 1973 nt
Organism: Cydia amplana
Lineage: Eukaryota; Metazoa; Arthropoda; Insecta; Lepidoptera; Tortricidae
Exons: 1
Coding region: 63-1973 (636 amino acids)
Source: RefSeq, a predicted model, not a curated record
AGUGCUGCUGAUUUUAACAUAAAUCGUGUAAAAAUAUCUCUGCAUCCAAGACUGCGUCAUAUAUGGUGCCCUACUUCAAGAAUCUGGUUAUGCUGAGCAUAGUGCUUGGGAGUGGAUCUUUUCUGUGUAUGGUGUUGUACGGCGACCCGAGGGUUUAUAUUAAAAAAUAUGGAAGAUUAUAUAAGUUACGCGAAGACAUUAAAAAACGUCCCAUAAUAAUACACAGCACUAACGCUACGAACAACACAUUUUACUCUGACGAUGAAAUUCGGAAAAUGGGGAAAUGGGAGGAAGUGAAACCAUGUCCAGCUCACCCUUUGCUAGGGUCGAACACAACUCACAUUUGGGUUGAAAGAGAUAAUUUUCCCUAUUACAGUUUAAAUACCUCUACGAGUAUUAUAUGCUGUUAUCAAUCUUUUUACCGUCCUAAAACGGUAGACGACAUCACGUCUUUGAAAAUAGAUAAUCGAGUCAAAUACAACCCUUGUCGUAAUUUUUCAGAUUACAUUCUAGCUGAAGACGAAUUUGUGAGGGUUAAAUGUAGUCACGGAAAAAAAAUUACAAAUUCUUUUUUUCUAUUUGCUCGUGAAAAGAAAAUCUCAGUUAAACCAAAAACAGAUUUACCGUAUAACAUAUUGAUUCUAGGAAUAGAUUCGGUAUCUAGAUUGAAUCUCCAUAGGACUAUGCCCAAGACUGUAACAUUUUUGAACACGUUGGGUGCUGUAGAAUUGUUAAGAUAUAAUAAAGUAGGGGACAACACCUUUCCCAAUCUAAUACCACUUUUGCUUGGUAAACACGUAACAGAGCUGCAGGAAACGUGUUGGCCCAACAAGAAGCUCACGUUUGACAACUGUCCUUUUAUAUGGGAGCGGUUCCAGCAGGCGGGCUUCGCCACAGCUUACGGAGAGGACCACACAAUGAUCGGGACGUUCAACUAUAACAGGCGGGGGUUUGCAGGCUCCCCCACCGAUUAUUAUCUGCGCACCUUCAUGGUCGAAGCUGAAACCUUUGCCAGAACAAACAACGGAGGAAAAUUCAAAUUAUGCUUGAACGACAAAUAUAUCUUCAAAAUUCUUCUGGACUAUGUCGAAGACCUUACAGCAGUGUCUAAAAGAAGUCUAUUUGGGUUCUUUUGGGAAAACACAAUGACCCAUGAUCAUUUAAACUAUCCGUCAGUGAUGGACGAAGACUAUACAGCGCUGUUUAAGAGGAUGCACAGCUCUGGUUACUUGAAUAAAAGUAUUGUAUUCUUAACAAGCGAUCAUGGCAUAAGAUGGGGCAAAUUUCGGAAAACUAGACAAGGAUUUUUGGAGGCCAGGUUACCCUUCGUGUUUGCUUUAAUACCUCCGUCGUUUCGGAAAAACUUUAGUGAGGCGUAUACAAAUCUGGUACAAAACGUACAUCGGCUAACUACACCAUUCGAUGUGCACGCCACUUUGAUCGACUUAAUUAAUCUGAAGACCAUUGAAAAUGCUAAGAUAAAUUACCGAACCAAUGAGGCUUAUACUAGUAAACGAAGCAUUAGUUUAUUUUUACCAAUUCCGGAGAACAGAACAUGUGAAUCAGCAGCCAUAGAUGCCCACUGGUGCGUCGAUUAUGGAAAUGUGAAAGUAGAUUCCAAUAGUCCUGAAGCAAGGGAGGCGGUAGAGUACGCAAUGUGGCAUUUGAAUGGUCUACUUAAGGAUUAUCCGCAGUGUGCUGAACUCACUCUUGAUAAAGUCUUGCUUGUUACUCGACUGGUAUCUGAUAGUUCCAAAGAGAAAAUUAAGACAUUGGUUGAGUUGACUGUAACGUUCAGUACGAAUCCCGGAGGCGGAGAAUUUGAAGCCACGCUAGGGAGGCAAGGAGGUCCUGGCAGUCCUUGGCUUUUGCUAGGCUCCGUAAGCCGAAUCAACGUCUAUGGAAACCAAAGCUACUGCAUCAAACACCAUGGAGACGCGCAGCUAAUGCUUUACUGUUAUUGCAUUUAUUAA